This is a messenger RNA of Symbiodinium sp. CCMP2592, 2112 nucleotides long. NCBI's taxonomy places the organism in Eukaryota, Dinophyceae, Suessiales, Symbiodiniaceae. The record is from the annotation of a GenBank genome assembly.
AUGGCAAGAGAGCCGCUAGAUGCUGCUCUUGCAGCAGAUCUGGAGCGGCUGGGACAUGAUGCGGCUGCGGUGGCUGCUGGCAAAUGGCCUACUCGAAACCUGACGGACAGGAGUCUGCAGUUUCUCAGAGGUGAGCUGCAGAUGGCUGGCCAUGCCUUGGAUCAGGGAGCAGCCGAGCGCAAACACGUGGUGGCCAUGGUGUGCGCUGCCAUGUCUGCUCGGGCCCAGGUUCGCUCCAACGAGCAUCCGAUGUGGCGAGCCUUUCUCAAGACUCUCUCGCCAGAAUACAGAAUCCCAGAACGACACAGGAUUUGGAGCCUCAUCAAAGAGCUUGAUGAGGCCAUCUCUUGCAAAUUGAGAGAGCUGCUGAGUGAUGCUUCUCAGAUGUGGUUCCUCACCAGUGACGGGGCGACCAGCAAGGGUGAGGGCUUGCUCUCGAUCGAUUGCAGAAACUCUCAUGGUGACUGUUACCAUUUAGCUUUGAUCAAUGGGGAAUGGCGAAAGCAAGUUCACACCGACCUGAUUCCACCGGGGAGAUUGGCUGGCCUAAGCCAGGACACAGCUAGCACUUGCCGGAAAGCAUUCCGUCUCCUUGCGGAAGAGUUACGUGCCUCGGGCCACCAUCGCCUGGAUUAUGUCUCUUGCGGUGAACAUGUCGCCCAACUUCUUCAUCAAGACCUUGCACGCUGCAUACCUUGGGUCCAGGAGUCUCACGAACGUGCUCACAAUGCACAGAAGGUGAUUCUAAAGAGGAAGCGUGCACGGGCCUUUGUGACGGGCGCCCAGAAGCAUGCAGUAUCUGUUGGGAAGCUGCGUCGUCUCCGAAAGCUCAGAGUGAUUCGAAGAACCCGAUUCAAUUCCCGGGUGCAAGUCCUUGACUCCUUUCUGCUCAACACUCCGCUGAUGCGGAGGGUCAUUGCAGCUCCUGCCUUUGCGGCCACCAUGCAGGUUGACAACGCCAGGAAGCAGAAGAGGGUGGACGAGGCUAUGAAAGCUUGGUCUUACGAUGCCACAUACCACAGAGCACGACGUGCUCUGAUCAUUGGAGCUCCUUGCGCCGUCCCUGGCCCAGUUGCGCGGAAAACGCACAGAUUUGCGCUUCUUCCCUGUGCGUUUUUGCAGAAAACGCACGUUCUUACCCGCAGAGUUGGCGGUGCAGACUUUUUCAAAGCCCACGCUGCCUGGCUGCACGCCCGCAACGACAUCAUCAAGGCCGUCGCCGACCAUGACUUCGUGGAUCACAAACGCAAGGAGACAGAGGCAGUGCUCCAGACUCGAAGGAAUGCCAUGGCUGAGAUUUUGGACAAGCGCUCUGAGGCUUACUGCACCGCUGCCCACAAGGCUGCAUUCGUUUUGGACCCCCGGCUGCAAGACUACGUCAACGACCCCGAUGCAGAUGAAGAGCUUGGCUUCUCUUUCACGCAAGCUCGACAGGACGCCGCCUAUGUGCUCAACAGCGAGUACCUCCCAAAGUUUUUCUCCGAGCCCACACAGGUCAGGCAAGCCCAGUCGGCUGUUCGCGACUACUUGGCACACUCCGGGCCCUUCAAGAAUGUCACUUGGCCCGACAAGAGUGCUUCCGUCGCGGAUGUGGUGGGGUUUUUCGAGACCGGCCAGCCAUCCUGGUUCCUGCGUGAAUUGGGCCUGCACUUUGCAGCCCUUGCAGGCUCCCAAGGCAUGUCCGAAAGAACUUGGGCAACACUUAGUCGCCAAGCUCAGCCGAUCCGUGCCCGACUCAUCUACCCUGCCAAGAAACGGUUGUUGAACAUCGCCGCCAACUGGAAGCUUCUUUACCCGGACCUUGCUCCCAUGCCGCCAGAGAGGAAGCGUCGAAGGCAUGAUUUUGAGAUUCCGACCCUCGCAAGUCGUCGUGCCGGUCCAUCGGAGCCCGCCGCUGAAGGUCCACAACGCUGUGAUGAGUCGUCUUCCUCUACGAGCUCCUCCAGCUCGUCCUCUUCCAGCAGCAGCAAUGUGCGCGAGAUUCCCGACCAAAAUGAAGAUGAAGAUCAAGGCUUUCCAGGUGAUUCGCUUGUGGAUGAUUUGGAGGGUAGCGAUGCCCCUGAAGAGGCAGUAGCUGCCAGUGCCUUGCGUGCUUUGGGCCUGGAGCCCUGA